Syngnathoides biaculeatus (alligator pipefish) is the source of this 2221-nucleotide messenger RNA. It is a transcript of the gene dync2i2, whose product is annotated as dynein 2 intermediate chain 2. Gene Ontology annotation, molecular function: dynein heavy chain binding; dynein light chain binding. Bases 150 to 1748 code for a protein of 532 amino acids. Gene Ontology annotation, biological process: intraciliary transport. Gene Ontology annotation, cellular component: cytoplasmic dynein complex; ciliary plasm. The record is from RefSeq and is a predicted model, not a curated record. The transcript is spliced from 11 exons. Lineage: Eukaryota; Metazoa; Chordata; Actinopteri; Syngnathiformes; Syngnathidae.
AGGACAAGGCGAAAUGAAACGAAGAAGACUUUGACAUCAGUUAAACAUCUAGAGUGUGUUCUUGUUCCGGCAACAGCAGAAGGGACCUGAUCCACAUUUCAUGUUCACACCUGUUUUUGGCAACUUCGGAUCUUCAAAGCCACGAAAAUAUGCAUCUUUUGGGCAUGUGGAAAGAGGAAAAACCUAAACCUCAGUCUUGGGCGGCCAAGAACCGUGUGAGGGCGAUUGUAAUAUACCACAAGGUGGCGGUAACAUCCCCAUGUGGACGUAGAAGAGUCAUUCACAGGAGACGAAGAAGAAAAGGCGUUUUGUUAGCUGACGAAGCCCUAGUGUCAGUGAGUAUGCAGUCUUCCUGGAGAAAAUCUCAGCAGACGGCGCGUGAGUCGAGAGGUUGUCAAACCACAGCCAUUCACAGUGCUGAAGCAGGAGUACAAACUCGUUCCAGUGUUUUCAGCAGUACUCAGACCGAGCUCCAGGAUCAUGUAACCGCACAAUUUCUCCAGGACCCCCAAAAUACGCUGCAUUUGUCCAGCUUGAAGGACUUCCUACAUCAUGUUGAAGUCCCCAUCAUCCGAGAGCUGGUCAGAAAUUCCAAGAGUCAUGCUUUUGAUGGCUUUCAGGUGAACUGGGAAGAACACAAUCAGAUGGUUUUGUGCCUUCACCAACUUCAACAUCCGAGGGCACUUGAGCGAGAUCUUCAUGUAACAAGUCUGUCCUGGAGUUGUACUGGUGCAGUAAUAGUCUGUGCUUAUGGCAGGCAAUAUGUCUGUGUGACUGGAAGGAUGGCAGAAGGUGAUUGGAGUAAUGACAAGUCAUAUGUUUGCACAUGGAACCUAGACCAUGGAGGUCUCAACACCAACCAAGCUGAUCUGGUCAUUGAUGUUCCGACUGCAGUGACAUCUCUGUCUUGUCACCCCAAGCACCCCGCUCUCAUUGCAGGUAGUUUGCACAGUGGGGAAGUGGUGAUCUGGGACACCAGUCAGUCUACAGAUCCAAUACUGGCACAAACUGGCAUGUCUGCAGAUAGCCACAGAGAGCCUGUUUGUCAGGUUACUUGGGUACCCCUGCAGAAUAAAGGAGAGUUUGGUGUUCUGAGUGCAUGCUCGGGAGGAAGGAUUCUGCUGUGGACAGUGAACUCAGACCAAGGAAAAUUUGUCCUGAAAGCAGCCUUUGCACUCGUGCAACAACAGGUUCUUUCGAGCAGCGCCAGCUUCAAGGGCCAAGGCACCAGCACUACCCCAGCUGCAGUCUCAUCUGAAAAUCAGAGUGUGCCACUAAAAGCUCCAGCUGUCUUCUCCUUUAGGCCAGGUAGUGGCCCUGUCAACUCCAUACACUGCUCACCUUUUCAUCGGAACCUGUUUUUGAGUGCGGGAACUGAUGGCCUCGCUCACCUACAUUCCCUGCUACAGACCAACCCAUUGCGCUCAUUUCGAGUGUCAGACACUUGUGUUUUUAAGGUGCAAUGGUCUCCAACCAGACUGCUGCUUUUUGCCGCAGCCACGGAACAAGGUGAGGUGCAAAUAUUCGAUCUGAGUCGCAGGUCCCUGAGACCAGCAGCCACCAUUGACCCAGGAGGCGUUGGCCACGCUGCAACCUGUUUGGCCUUCAACUGCCAAAACCAUCAACUCCUGGCAGUGGGUAAAACAGAUGGGACUGUUGAUAUUUGGAAGCUCAGCAGCGAUUUGACAGAGCAGAUCCCCACAGAGGGCCAGCUUCUGGAGCAGAUAGCCAAUCAAGUAGCAGAUUGACAGGAUGGGCUGGAUGGAGACUACGGCAAGGGAAUAUUUCAGUCACUGUGAUUUGACGGGCGCGAUCGCAUCGCACUCUCAAAACUCCACAGUUGAGCACGAAAAAUCAUGCAUGUAAAAUUUGUUCCAAGUAGAAAUACAAAGACAUUUUCAGCGCACAUGAAAACAAUAGAUACUUUUGACUGACGUCAUGCCGACCACGGGUUUGUUUGUUUUGGACGGCAAGAUCGUAAAUAUCAUGGGUAGGAAGCGAUAAAUAUUUACUGUAAUGUUUUGGCUACAGUUAUCAUUUGAUCUUUUAUCUUAAAAGUCCUUUGACAAACUAACACUGUAACCAGAAGUGCUGUGCUGGUGUGAGGAAUAAAGAAAGAAGAAAGAAGCCACAUGUGAAACUAAGCUUUGUGUCGACGAGACAGGACAAUUAGGAAGUGAGCUCGGCGGGGCGAAAUAAACAUCACGCACAUUAAAAAGUA